UUCUGGAAAACAAACAUCUUCAACGUUUACAACCCCCACAUGGAGAAACCUAUAUAAAUCAACAAUUGAAUUAUAUCCUGUGGAUGAAGUAUCUGAAUUCCAAACAAUGAUGGCUAUUCCUAUCGCAAUAAUAUUUGUGUUAUCAGUGUCUGCCUGCUCUAUACUUGUGUCCAAAUGCAAGAAAAACAGCAGCACGGAAAAACAACUUCAAAAUUUAGCAAAGAAAAAAUUAUUUGAGCGAAAAGCAAGGAAAAAACAUCGACGAAAAAUGGAGAGACGUAAAAAACGUCUGGAGAAAAAGAGAAAAUUACAAAUAAAAGUGGACAAAGUACUUCACAAGCUAGAAGAAAGAAGAAUAAAACGUAGAGAAAGAAAUAGAAUCUUAGAAAUAGAACGCAAGGAAGCACUGAAAGAGUUGGAGGCUGCGGAAAGCGAGGACCACGUGUCUAUUGAGAUGUUCUAGACCUUGACUAACUAUAGACAAAACUGUCUACCUCAUCACUGGACAUACACAUUUUUAAUUCCAGUGACCAGUAUAACUAUGGUCGGUCUAAACAUAUGAAUUUUAAUCCGGUGGCAGGAAGUUGUGUGGCCCAAAAAGUAGAGAGAACAAAAUACAUGUGAUAAAAACUAAUCAAGACAAAUGUAAUCGCUGUUUACAUGACUUUUCUAUAUCUUUGCAAUAAAUUCCCAUUUAAACAUAA
Saccostrea cuccullata (small rock oyster) is the source of this 704-nucleotide messenger RNA. RefSeq lists its product as uncharacterized. The transcript is spliced from 3 exons. The annotation marks the transcript as partial. NCBI's taxonomy places the organism in Eukaryota, Metazoa, Mollusca, Bivalvia, Ostreida, Ostreidae. The record is from RefSeq and is a predicted model, not a curated record.